Messenger RNA from Salarias fasciatus (jewelled blenny), 1303 nucleotides. Its product is annotated as photoreceptor-specific nuclear receptor-like. The transcript has 9 exons. The record is from RefSeq and is a predicted model, not a curated record. Gene Ontology annotation, biological process: regulation of DNA-templated transcription. Gene Ontology annotation, molecular function: zinc ion binding; DNA-binding transcription factor activity; sequence-specific DNA binding. The coding region runs from base 1 to 1269 and encodes 422 amino acids. Lineage: Eukaryota; Metazoa; Chordata; Actinopteri; Blenniiformes; Blenniidae.
AUGGAGGAGCACAUGAUCAAGAUGAAGAUGUUUUCAUCAGAUAACUCCAAUAACUUCACACAACAGAGUGCAGAUGGGACGGAAACAGAAAAAAGCCCAGGUAAAGGACUCGGCCAAGGCCUGCUCUGUAAAGUGUGCUCUGAUUCAAGCAGUGGAAAACAUUACGGCAUUUAUGCCUGCAACGGCUGCAGUGGCUUCUUCAAACGCAGCGUGAGGCGGAGACUCAUCUACAGGUGUCAGGCAGGUACUGGCAGGUGUCCUGUUGACAAGGCCCAUCGCAACCAGUGCCAAGCUUGCAGACUGAAAAAGUGUCUUCAAGCUGGAAUGAACAAAGAUGCGGUGCAGAAUGAGAGACAGCCUCGGAGUACAGCUCACGUCAGCCUGGACUCCAUCAACGUGGACACGAAAAAGGAGCACCUGGCCACAACACAGGAGCUCAACUCCUCCGACAGCUACUCGUCGGUCAUCUGCAGGCCGAUGGUCACUUCGUCCGUCAGCACUCCCGCUCCCACACAGCCCUGCAGCAACCAGAACAACAACCACCGCUUCAUGGUCAGCUUGCUGACCGCAGAGACCUGUGCCAAACUGGAGCCAGAGGACGUGGAGGAGAACAUUGAUGUGACAACAAAUGAUUCAGAGAGAGGCCAGACUCCCUUCGACUGUCGCCUGUCUCCGUACACCUCCGGCUGUUCGGAGAGUGUUUAUGAAACAUCAGCGCGACUCCUCUUCAUGUCGGUCAAGUGGGCGAAAAAUUUACCGGUAUUUGCUCAUUUGCCGUUUCGAGACCAGGUGAUUCUUCUCGAAGAAGCUUGGAGUGAGAUGUUCCUCCUGUGUGCGAUCCAGUGGUCUCUGUCCAUGGACAGCUGUCCUCUUCUGUCUCUGCCGGAUGUUUCGCCCUCACAGCAGAGCAGGAGCAGCCCUCACACCGCCGACCUCCAGAUUCUGGAAGAGCUCUUUGGCCGUUUCAAGUCCCUGGCCGUCGAUCCCACUGAGUUUGCCUGCCUGAAGGCCAUCGUCCUGUUCAAGCCAGAGACAAGAAGCCUGAAAGACCCAGAGCAGGUGGAGAAUCUGCAGGACCAGUCCCAGGUGCUGCUGGGCCAGCACAUCCAUUCAGUGUACCCCAGCCAGAGUGCGAGGUUUGGGAGGCUGUUACUGCUGCUGCCGUCCCUCCACUUCGUGAGUUCGGACAAAAUAGAGCAUCUCUUCUUCCGCAGGACGAUUGGGAGCACACCCAUGGAGAAACUGCUGUGUGACAUGUUCAAAAACUAAACACAACUGUCAAACAGCCUCAUACAUUCAAACA